AUGUACGUAGUCGGUCCUAUUGUUAGAAAGGAGGACUUGCGGGUCGCACCCAAUUGCAGUCAUUGCUUUGACAGCAAUUGGUUAUAUCUAUUGCAUGUCCUGUUCGUCUUACGUGUGAGACCUAAUAAAUUUUUGGCCCAAUAUCCCAGGGAGGAAAAAAUGGAACAAAAUAUUGUUAAACUACAGACCCGUCUCCAGUUCCUUGAAUCGUUGUACUUAGCACGGAGCGAAGACAUUCUCAAAAUUCAGAACAAGGUCUUCCCGAGAAACAACCGCACCUAUACGGCAGUAAAGCCAACUGAAAGACAUGAUCAAAUCACGGCCGAAAUUGUGAUGAUCUUGAAAAAUAUGACUGGUAUGAAAUCGAGCGCGGGUGUGCAUACGAAGAAUGUACCAGCGAUGCAAAAUUCGUUUAUAUUAAAGUUGCUACCCCACCUCGCGAACAACCCUGGCACUUUGCGGCCAUCUUAUCACUUGAAAUCAAAUCGCCACAGUUCAGAUAUCGUUAUAGCAAUACCGACUGUGAAAAGAGAUAAACAGAGUUAUCUCAUGAUAACCUUAGAGCAUUUGAUCAGCGGCUUACAAGAAAAGGACAAAAAUGACACGCUCAUCGUCGUUUUAGUCGGCGAAACCGAUUUAGAGUACGUCUUAACCCUCGCCAGGGACAUCGAGAUUGAAUUUGAAAAAGAAGUGGAAACUGGCAUGAUUGAAGUUAUAUCUCCGUCUGCGACUUACUAUCCGGAUCUGGACGACUUACCGCUUACUCUUGGUGACUCGUUGAAGCGUGUGAAAUGGCGUACUAAGCAAAAUUUGGACACCAUUUACUUGAUGGCUUACGCUCAAACAAGAGGUACCUACUAUCUUAUGCUUGAGGACGAUGUCAUCGCCAAAGAGAACUACGUGCAGGAAAUCAAACAGUUCGUGAGCGCCACUACGAUAACCACACCGGAUUGGUUUAUUCUGGAGUUUUGCCACGUUGGCGGUAUUGGAAAGCUAUUUAAAUCGUCGGACCUGAUAAACUUUAUAGUAUACGUGCAACUAUUUUACAAAAAUAUGCCAAUUGAUUGGUUAGUCGAGAGCUACCUCGCUGAUCGGGUUUGCACCAUUGACAAAUACUCGAACGCUUGUGGGAAGAAUAAGAUGCAGAUCUGACCCAAAUACAAAUCGUCCUUGUUCCAACAUAUUGGCUUGUACUCAUCUCUUAAAGGAAAAAUACAAAAAGUGAAGGACCCCAAAUAUGGGACCUUGCCAUUGUUUUAUCCUCAUGACAAUCCAAUUCUCAAAUACGUCCGAGUAACGAUCAAAGAAAAAGGCGAAUACACGGUACAGAAUGCAUACGAAGGCAAAUCUUUCUUCUGGGGCCUUCACCCUAAACGGGGUGAAGUUAUCGAGUUCUGGUUCGCAAAGCCAACACGAAUUUCAAGCUAUACGUUUAGAAGCGGCAACGUCCAACACCAAAAUGACAAAUUUUACGACACCGUCGUGGAAGUCUACACGAUGAAGACUAAAAACUUUUUCGUAGUCGAUCAUUUUGAUGAGUUCGGAUUGGCCGACGGAAAACUCGACUAUAAUAUCGGACCUAUAUUGGCUAUUCGACUACGAGUCAACAAGGACAGCCUUUACUGGGUAGUCCUUUCCGAGAUCGAGCUGAAAACUUAUUACAAUAAACAAAAGCAGGAUCUGAUGGAGUCGACUUGGGAUGGAAUGGCUAAGAAUUAUUUGCCGGAUCAAGAGUUUCCAAAGCCGUAUAAAGCUUUGGCAUAAACAUGUCGGCUGAGAAUUUCGUUGUACCGUAUGCCCUUUAAGCUUGAACUUGUACCCUAGCGAUCUGAACUGGCUAAAGUUUUACUUGCAAUAUAAACAAAAAUAAAAAAAAAUAUACAAAAACAUGAUUUGAUGUUAGAAUUAAGGACGAUUAAAAGACACUAUUCUUUGUUAUUUAAAAAGUUUAAGUAUUAGUUAUUUAUAAUAUAUUUUAUUGGUUUAAAAUGUUCACUACGUUUUUUUUUUAUUAAUGAACUAUUUAAUAAAUAAUCAAACGAAUCAUGUUAAGCGCAACAAUUUAUCGUAAUCGAAAAAAAUCUGAGCAUUUAAAAUUACACAUUCAUAAAUAAAAAAAAAAAAAGUGAAAAAUUCACGACCAAAAAUAAUUGUGAUUUACAAUAAGUGUCUAUAGUCUAUAGGAUUUAUUCAUGUUUAGAGGAAACAUAUUAAUUUUUAAAUUAAGAAAUUUAUGUAAUCUUAUAUUAUAAGGAACUAAAUAAGGGUUGCCAUUGUAUAAGGCUUAUUGUUAAUUUAAAAAUAUUUAAUGAAUAAUAACUGAAAGGACCACCGCAUGUUUUGUCAUUUUGUCUAUUUAAUAUAUUGAUAAUGCCUAGGGUAUUCUUAAUAAUUGGAUAAAUAUAUCCACUAUAAUUUUUAAAAAUUAUGUAAAAAAAAAAUAUGUAAAUUUAAAA
Vanessa tameamea is the source of this 2456-nucleotide messenger RNA. RefSeq names its product alpha-1,3-mannosyl-glycoprotein 4-beta-N-acetylglucosaminyltransferase A. Gene Ontology annotation, biological process: protein N-linked glycosylation. Gene Ontology annotation, cellular component: endoplasmic reticulum; endoplasmic reticulum-Golgi intermediate compartment; Golgi stack. The record is from RefSeq and is a predicted model, not a curated record. Gene Ontology annotation, molecular function: acetylglucosaminyltransferase activity. The transcript is spliced from 11 exons. Lineage: Eukaryota; Metazoa; Arthropoda; Insecta; Lepidoptera; Nymphalidae.